GUCAUCUCAUUUCCGAGCGCCUUUUACCGCAUCACCGAUAUUAUAAAACCAACGUCAAAACGCCGCGCGCCCGCAGUCGAUUCGCGCUGUUGUGUGGUACGCACGUCGAUGGUAGUUUAAUAAUAUAAUAAAAAACAUGGAGGUGACUCCUCCCAGCGCCAUGCCAGAGCCGGACGAAGGCAUCACCACUGAUCGCCGCCCUUCUACGGAUGAACACGCAGAUUUGUCGGACACAGCCUCCGAGACUGGCUCGGGGGGGAAGGAUUCGGGAUGCGAAGUAGCCCCGGACCCUCAAGAACCACCAUACACGCCACCAGACGAAGAACUCGCCAAUAGGAUCGUUUCCCAAGUGGAGUUUUACUUCUCGGAUGCCAAUAUAACUAAAGAUGCCUUCCUCUUAAAACACGUACGUCGUAAUAAAGAAGGCUACGUCUCCCUCAAGCUGAUUUCGAGCUUCAAACGCGUCAAGCAUCUAACCAAGGACUGGCGGGUGGUCGCUGAGGCACUGAAAAGAUCUACAAAGUUGGAAAUUAACGAGCCGGGAACGAAGCUGCGAAGAACUGAUCCUUUACCAGCGUACGACGAAACUACUCCGUCUAGGACCGUAGUGGCGGUUAGAAUGCCGAUAGAUCGUCCUACAGUUGAGAAUGUGUCGAGAUUGUUUGCCAGUUGCGGUGAGAUCGCCCUGGUGCGGGUGCUUCGCCCCGGGAAUCCGGUCCCCGCCGAUGUUCGUCAAUUCCUAAACAAGAAUCCCAGUCUGGUGAAUUGUGUGUGUGCUCUAGUUGAGUUUACCGAAUCCGAGGCUGCGAGGGGCGCGCUGCGUCUGCAGACAUCUGAUGAAGAAGGUAUGAAAGUGUAUGAAUUGAAUGGAGUCCCUCGCGAGCCGAAGAGGAAGGCACCGGCCCGUCGGCCUCCGCCCCGCCGGCACGAGUGCGAAUACUCAUCCUGUUGCAGUGGAUCCGAGCCUGAGUAUGAGUACAGGAAUUAUGGGACUCCGUUUUAUAGACGGAACUCCAGCGGGUUCUUCGCCCCGCGUCCGGCUGAAAUACAGACUUGGGUGCCGAGACGACAGUCUACUUGCAGUCACAGUUCGGAUUCAGGAGUUUCGUUCUUCUGUGGGUCCAGACGAGCAUCUCAAGCGAGUACGGGGAGCGCGAGCAGUGAGGGUUGGUUAGCGAGGAGGCUCUCGGGGUGCUCCUUGACGGGGACCGAGUGUGGAGGGCGGAGGCUCUCCUGCACCCCCCGGUUCGAACCCCGCGCCCCCGUCGUCCCGGACGGCACAAGAGGCUUCCACGCCGCCUCUCGCCAACGACGGAUAUCAGACCUGGCGCUGUAUUCGCGCUAGAAAGCGCCCGUCAACCGUGACACCUUUCUAAUCACGUUGGAUAACCGCCUUUCACGUUACGGCCGCUCGGUUUUUAUGAGGAAGUCUGCGUGUUUAGAUUUAUCGUUUGGGUGUAGUUACCUGGUAUUGUGAUCGCUCGUUAGCUGUAUGUUAAGUUAUUUAUUAUAUUUAUUGUGGUAUGCGCGUGGGAGUUUUCAUGUAUGUAUGAGUUGUGCACAAAACUCAUUAAACAACAUCGACAUACGGCGCUAGACUCCAUGUCUGAACACCCGAGCGAGGAGGUUUACUAAGACCAUCUCCGCCGGUGAAAGGGACGCCACAAUGCGCGACUUAAACCGUCCUUAUAAGUUAUAUUAAUUAACUAUUAUAUUUAAUUUUAAGCUAUAAUAAGUCAGUCGCGCCAUGUCAGAUUAGAGUAAGUUUUUUAUUAUCAUAGUUUUAUAUAAGUCGUUGUGAUUUUGUAGCGCCCUUAGCGGGAUAUGUUUAAGACACUUUUAACUGUAAUUGCUUGCUUUCUACUUAAAAUAAAGUAGACGAAAUCUAAGCUAUGGAUCUGUAAAUAAACUAACUACAGAUGUUUUCCGCUUUUAUAUAUAUUUAUUUUCGAUAAGCACAAUACGGAUGCCGCUGCAUCUGCAUGUAAUUUUUUAUUAUAAGUUUUUUUUUUUUUGAGAUAA
This is a messenger RNA of Danaus plexippus (monarch butterfly), 2022 nucleotides long. RefSeq names its product la-related protein 6 (gene Achl). Gene Ontology annotation, biological process: RNA processing. Gene Ontology annotation, cellular component: nucleus. The transcript has a single exon. Gene Ontology annotation, molecular function: mRNA binding. The coding region runs from base 137 to 1345 and encodes 402 amino acids. Lineage: Eukaryota; Metazoa; Arthropoda; Insecta; Lepidoptera; Nymphalidae. The record is from RefSeq and is a predicted model, not a curated record.